Zophobas morio is the source of this 941-nucleotide messenger RNA. RefSeq names its product brachyurin-like. Gene Ontology annotation, biological process: proteolysis. Gene Ontology annotation, molecular function: serine-type endopeptidase activity. The coding region runs from base 21 to 839 and encodes 272 amino acids. Lineage: Eukaryota; Metazoa; Arthropoda; Insecta; Coleoptera; Tenebrionidae. The transcript has 3 exons. The record is from RefSeq and is a predicted model, not a curated record.
ACCAAAUCAUAGUCUUUAAAAUGAAGUCUGCAGUCAUAUUGUUGGUGGUAGCCACAUUGGCAUGGGGGGCUCCUAAGACCGGUAAACUAAGCUUUCGCAAUCUAUACAAAGAAACCGUCGUACCAAUAGUCAACCAUCCAAACCCUAGAAUCAUCGGAGGACAAGAAGCAGUUCCCCAUUCCAUUCCAUACCAAGUUUUUCUUGAAAUAUACAACACAACUAGUGGAUGGUACUGCGGUGGUUCCCUUUUGACACCUAACUAUAUCGUGACUGCUGGACAUUGCGGUGCUGGGGCUCGUCAAGCUUACAUAAUUUUAGGCGCCCACAAACCCCUAGCUUACGAAGACACUCAGUUACAAAUAGUUAGUUCGAAUGUCAUAGUCCACGAAGAUUACGAUGGCGAAAUCGGAAACGACAUCGCUGUUAUUGGUCUUCCAGAAACUAUAACUUUGACUGAUGCCAUUGGUACCAUCGGGUUACCGAGUGCCGAUUCGGGUGAUUUUGCUGGACAAAUCGCAAGGGCUAGUGGAUGGGGAUUCAUUUAUGGUCAUGGACCGACUCUUUCCGACGUACUCAAUUAUGUCGAUUUAGAAAUUAUUACGAACGAAGAGUGUGAAGAAGUUUUUGGAACGUUGGAUGACACGAUUUUGUGUACUUCUGGGGAUAACAACACGAGUACUUGUAGCGGAGAUUCAGGAGGUCCUUUAGUUAUUGAUGGCAGUCUCGUUGGUAUUACUUCGUUUGGUGUGCAGUACUGUCCAGGGGGUUACCCUGCUGCAUUUACAAGGGUUACCACGUUUCUUGAGUGGUUGGCAACAAACACCGAUGUAAAAAUAUAAAAUUUUACUUUAGUUAAAUGUUAGUAUCGCAACGUAUAGUUCCAUGAAGUUACAUCAGAUGUUUCAGCAUAUAUUCUACAAAUAAACACUACAAUAACGGAA